Molecule: messenger RNA, 321 nt
Organism: Vicia faba (fava bean)
Lineage: Eukaryota; Viridiplantae; Streptophyta; Magnoliopsida; Fabales; Fabaceae
Source: the annotation of a GenBank genome assembly
AUGAUAAGAAAUUCGUCGUUGACCUCCGUUUCUCCAUCUUCGAAUCACUCGGAAUAUUGUAGGAAUAAAUAUAAAUCGAAAGAACCAACUGUAAAAAAUAAGGGAAAUUGUGGCUUCCUGGUUUUUCAAGCGACAUACACGAAAUACACUGAAAAGCAUCUUUGGUUCUUGAAGAUGCAGUUAGAAAUAUUUACAUUGUUGUUGCAUUUUGUGCUGGUAUUAGUAAUAGCACUUUUGUACACGCGAAUAAGUAAGGAGGAAGGUGAAUGGAUAUCUACAACGAGUCUCUUCGUCGCUACCGGAUGUUACGGUGAUGUCUGA